UCCACAAUAACAAUCCUCUUCUUCCAUGCGACAGAUUCAUAGACAAACAAACCACAGAACAAAAGGAGUCACAAAAAGCGAACGCAGUAGAACUCAAAACAAACAUCAUACGAGAAAAAAAAAAAAAUGUCGUGCUCUGUUGCGGUGUCGAAUUCUCCUGUAUUCUCUCCAUCAACAACUCUCUUCCGCAGCAAAACAGUGGUAUCAAUCCCUUCACCACCAGCAGAAACAAUAGCACUAACACUAACCCAUUCAAAACCAACAACACAAUCUCCAUCUUCUUCAACUACUUCUUGCUCUUCUCCCUCUCCGUUUCGAUAUCGCCUUCAAAAACCAUUAACUGGGUUCAAUUCUUCUUCUUCUUUGGCUUCGGGUUCGGGGGCGGCCGCGACGCUCUUGAAGAGGAAGAGGCCGACGAGGCUGGAUAUACCGGUUGUUAUAGGGUUUGGAGGAGGGCUGGCGACGCCCAGGGAGGUGGAGGAAGCGGAGGUGGAGAGAGAAGGGUAUGGCUAUUCUGUUUAUUGCAAGAGAGGAAGGAGAGAGGCUAUGGAGGAUCGCUUUUCUGCCGUCGUUGACCUUGAAGGAGAUGCCAAGCAGGCUUUCUUUGCUAUUUUUGAUGGACAUGGGGGUGCUAAAGCUGCUGAAUUUGCAGCAGGGAAUUUAGAUAAGAAUAUUUUAGAUGAAGUUGCUAGGAGGGACGAAGAAGACAUUAAGGAUGCGGUUAAGCAUGGUUAUUUGAAUACCGAUGCUCAGUUUUUAAAAGAAGAUAUUAGAGGUGGCUCCUGCUGCGUGACAGCUUUAAUUAGGAAGGGGAACCUUGUUGUAUCUAAUGCCGGUGAUUGUCGUGCUGUUAUGAGUAGAGGAGGUGUUGCUGAGGCCCUCACAGCCGAUCACCGGCCUUCCAGGGAAGACGAGAAGGACAGGAUUGAGUCCAUGGGUGGCUAUGUUGAUUUAAUCCAUGGAACUUGGAGAAUUCAGGGAUCCUUGGCUGUGUCCAGGGGAAUUGGAGAUAGUCAUCUUAAACAGUGGGUAAUAGCUGAGCCUGACACAAACGUUGUUAGAAUUAAGCCAGAUCAUGAGUUCUUAAUCUUAGCUUCUGAUGGCUUAUGGGAUAAGGUUGGUAAUCAAGAAGCUGUUGAUAUUGCUCGCCAAUUGUGCAUAGGGGUUGAAAAGGCAGGACCAUUAUCUGCCUGUAAAAAGCUUGCUGAUCUCUCUGUUUUGCGAGGCUCUUGUGAUGAUAUUAGUGUGAUGCUGAUCCAAUUGGAACGCUAUGUAUGAUUAAAGCAUUCUUAGUUUAAAGACGGGAACUUAGCUGACACAUACGCUGAUAGAUAUUUAUUUUCUGAAAGAACCUUGUAAUCGGGAAGCUGAAGGCUAGCAAUAAAUAUGGUGGGAGUGAUAUUUAAAUUCUAGAGGAACCUGAUCAAUUCACCCAUGGCUGAAGACUGGACAAAGUAGGAUUCUUUUGCUGAUAUUCUUUUGAAUGAUUCAUUUCAUUCACUUAUAGUUAUUCUUUAGUAGAAAUUCAUUACUCGGUGCCCAGAAACCUUGAUUUGUAUUUUAGGCUUCGCAAUAAAGUUAUGGCAAUACACUUGCAACUGGUAUCCUGAU
Populus euphratica (Euphrates poplar) is the source of this 1611-nucleotide messenger RNA. RefSeq names its product probable protein phosphatase 2C 25. Lineage: Eukaryota; Viridiplantae; Streptophyta; Magnoliopsida; Malpighiales; Salicaceae. The record is from RefSeq and is a predicted model, not a curated record. Bases 127 to 1278 code for a protein of 383 amino acids. The transcript is spliced from 4 exons. Gene Ontology annotation, biological process: protein dephosphorylation. Gene Ontology annotation, molecular function: protein serine/threonine phosphatase activity; cation binding.